GUGUGGGCACUGCCAGCGGCUGCAGCCUACUUGGAAUGAACUGGGAGACAAGUACAACAGCAUGGAAGAUGCCAAAAUCUACGUGGCUAAAGUGGACUGCACGGCCAGCUCAGACGUGUGCUCCGAGCAGGGGGUGCGAGGAUACCCCACCUUGAAGCUGUUCAAGCCUGGCCAGGAAGCUGUGAAAUACCAAGGUCCCCGGGACUUCCAGGCGCUGGAAAACUGGAUGCUGCAGACACUGAACGAGGAGCCUGCCACACCAGAGCCAGAACCAGAACCGCCCAGGGCCCCUGAGCUCAAGCAGGGGCUGUACGAGCUCUCAGCGAGCAACUUUGAGCUGCACGUCGCACAAGGCAACCACUUCAUCAAGUUCUUCGCUCCAUGGUGCGGUCACUGCAAAGCGCUGGCCCCGACCUGGGAGCAGCUGGCCCUGGGCCUCGAACAUUCCGAAACCGUCAAGAUUGGCAAGGUGGACUGCACGCAGCACCACGAGCUCUGCUCCGGGAACCAGGUCCGAGGCUAUCCCACGCUCCUCUGGUUCCAGGAUGGCAAAAAGGUGGACCAGUACAAGGGAAAGCGGGAUCUGGACUCGCUGAGAGAGUAUGUGGAACUGCAGCUCCAGAGUGCAGACCACGGCACCCCAGAGGCCACCCCACCCCCGGAGGCCCCAGUGGGUGCUGCAGAGCCUGAGGCCGACAAGGGCGCUGUGUUGGCACUCACGGAAAACAACUUUGAUGACACCAUUGCAGAAGGAAUAACCUUCAUCAAGUUUUAUGCUCCAUGGUGUGGCCACUGUAAGAAUCUGGCUCCUACCUGGGAAGAGCUCUCUAAAAGGGAAUUCCCUGGCUUGGCAGAGGUCAAGGUCGCCGAAGUGGACUGUACUGCUGAGCGCAACAUCUGCAGCAAGUACUCGGUACGAGGCUACCCCACAUUGUUGCUUUUCCGUGGAGGCAAGAGAGUCAGCGAGCACAAUGGAGGCAGGGACAUUGACUCGUUGCAAUCCUUUGUGCUGCGCCAGGCGAAAGACGAACUAUAAAAGCGCAGGUGAAGCCGCCCUCCUGCGGGCUCCUGGACUGAGUGGAGGAGCACGUCGUGCGGACCUCGGGGAGUUUCAGGUGGUAGUUCCUCAGAAAGCUGUCUGUACUGAACUUGUGGUAUCUUCUGUGUGUGUUAAGCCAACACACUCUACAGAAUUUUUAUUACGUUUCUCUAAGUAAAUAUGAUCCCUUUGCAAACUAAGUAUUUUCAGUGGCAAUCUAUCAUCCCCUUUAACCUUCUCUUGAUGGAAUCUAAAUGGUUUCCUUUGAGACUAAAACAGAGUUGAGGAAAAGUGAAUCGCUGGACUAUUUUUGGCUCCUGAGUGAUUCUGGUGAAAGCAUCAUCCAAAGCACAGUUUUGAACUGCCCACGAGUCUGGAAAGGUAGUUGCAUGGCGUAUUGUCAUUCCUCUGAUCUCAAGGUCACAGCUAAUCAUGUGGUUGGUCUGUAUCUUGGAGGAGAUUUAAAAACAAACCCCCGCACCUCUGGAAGGCGCCUUCCCAGCCACUCCUGGAUUUUGUUUCUGUUAAUACUUCUCUCAUCGCGAGAGGUUUGCCAUAACGAAAGCAGCGGUACUUUUGACGUGUGCCUGAGUAAGGUCGCGCUGAUGCCAUAAUCUUAUGUGUGUGUCGAUAUUUGUCAGAUCAGUUAUUACUGUUCAAGGGAUACUUCUGUCUGUUUCUCCUGGGUGAAAGGUUUCAUUAGUUAUGUUAACAUUAAGUCAGGUUCCACGUGAAGAUUUUUAAGAUUUUAAGUCCAUGUUUAAGAUUUGCUAUCUCCCGUGGAAAAUGUGGGCCUGGAAAGUUCCACGAGGUUUGUCCUGACUGUUCUGUUAACUCAUAGAAAGAUUCUGGUGGUAUCUGUCACCUGGGGAAAAGGACUAGAUGAGCAGGUCCGGUAUCAGGGGCCAGGGGACUUCCGCAGCCCUGCUACAGGGCCCUAACAAAGCAGUUUUAGUUCUGCUCCUGGUUAGUCCUAGGCCAGGGGUGGGGAACGUCUGGCCCAAGGGCCGUAUAAAGGCCUGAGAAAUCAUUUGGUCUGGCCCUGCCCAGGCAUUAGGGGUGAAUUAAUUUAAUGUUUGACCAGAUAUAGCAGGCUAAUUUUUAAGUUGAUAAUUUUGUAUGGCCUGUGAAUGGUGUUAUAAAUAACCAAAUGGCCCUUGGCAGAAAAAAAGGUUCCCCACCCCUGUUAAAGGCUCUGUACAUCGACUGCCUUCAUGGAGAUUGCCCCUCUGCUGUCUGAGGAGUGGGAGGAGUGGGAUUAACUUUACCUAAAGACCAAAGAAUGAAGUAGGCGGGGCUGAGUAGGCUGUGCUACCAUCAAUGCUAAUGCUCUUAUAAUUCAUGCCUCUCUAGUUAUUAAACAUUUUUACCAUCACCCUUGGAAAUAACCAUAGAACUAGGCUCCCUGUAUGUUCUUUGCCAUCAAGUUACCUUUCAUAAUAACCCCUCUGUCUACCACUCUCACCCCACCUCCCGUGCUUGGGGGAGCCAGUCACUUGACACAAAGUAACUGGUGGUAAGAAUCUUAGACACAAGAAGCAUCUGCUGUCUGCAGCAGAUGACAACAGAGCAGGAUCUCGACCAGCCUCUGCCUUAAGGAAAUCUUUAUUAAUUGUGUGUGGAUCACAGAUGUUCUUGUUAAAAAACCAACUUUUCAGGAGAAGCACAAUCCUCAUGAGUGGCUUCCGCUUUGCAUCACGAGUCUUGUAUUGAAAGAAAAUCAAAGUGGUACAAUUUGUUUACACUCUGAUACUUUCUAAAUAAACUCUUUUUUUUAAAAAAAAAAA
Molecule: messenger RNA, 2826 nt
Organism: Myotis lucifugus (little brown bat)
Lineage: Eukaryota; Metazoa; Chordata; Mammalia; Chiroptera; Vespertilionidae
Gene: TXNDC5
Product: thioredoxin domain containing 5
Exons: 9
Coding region: 62-1036 (324 amino acids)
Biological process (GO): protein folding
Cellular component (GO): endoplasmic reticulum
Molecular function (GO): protein disulfide isomerase activity
Source: RefSeq, a predicted model, not a curated record